This is a messenger RNA of Dimorphilus gyrociliatus, 5961 nucleotides long. NCBI's taxonomy places the organism in Eukaryota, Metazoa, Annelida, Polychaeta, Dinophilidae. The record is from the annotation of a GenBank genome assembly.
GUCACUUGAUCAUGGCAACUCGUCCAGCAAGUUCACGAUCCCGUGCUCAGCUAAGCUCUGCUUCGAACCAACGUCCCGGCUCUGCCCAAAGCAGGCAAGCCUGGUCGGACGAUGGAGUCGACAACCCAAGAUUCCGAAACGAAGAAGAAGAUAUGCAUGCUCCGAUGGAAAGCGAGCUCUAUCAAGGAACUGUGCAAAUGGAAGAGAGACCCGAACCCGUUGUUGCAAGAGAUUCCAAGUCUGGUUGCUGUAACAUGUUCUCCAGAGCAGUUAGAUGUAAGUAAACUAAAAACAAAAUUGAAAUAGUAACAUGAACAACUUGUAGCAUGCACAAAGAGAGAUAGAUAAAUAGAUAGAUAGAUAGAUAGAUAGGUAGAUAGAAAGAGAAAGAGAAAGAGAAAGAGAAAGAGAAAGAGAAAGAGAAAGAGAAAGAGAAAGAGAAAGAGAAAGAGAAAGAGAAAGAGAAAGAAAGAGAACCUAUGAUAUAAAGUUAAAAGAUUUUAAAAUAUGUAAUAUCAAUCAAGGUAUAGUUUUAUCAUAAAAGUAAGAGUCUUUUACAUGAAGCAUGCAUUCGGUGAUAAGAGGAGAGAAUAGACAUAGCCAAAAUCAAUAGGAACAAUAAUAAUAAUGAUCUAAUGAUCGGAUAAAUGCAAGAUAAUCAAUACAUUCAACAUCUAUCUUUCUUUCUCUUUUUAUUGAAUAUGAGGAAAUGACCUUAUUCUUUAGAAUAUACCAUCAUUAGACUAUCGCUUAAUCAAUUCAGAUAUUGAUUAAUUAAAUUUAUUCAUGAGGACAUGUACAGUUUAAUCGCAAUUCAAUAUAAGCCUUUUAUUUUAGUUAUUAAAAAUCUAUGAAUAAUUAAUAAGAUAGAAUCAAAUCAACUCAAUCUUCAUCUAUUAUUUAGCGACUAUAAUUGAACAAUUCUUUGAAAAGCGGAUAUCGAAAAUUUGCAAGGAAAAUUAAUAAAUUGAACCAAAACUAAAAUGGCGUCGUCCUUUACGAAUCGACCAAAAAGAAAAAAUGUUUUUGAAUAAAAGAAAGACAUUUAUUGAUUUAUUAUUGAUUUAGUUAUUCAUUACAAACAAGUUUUUCUCUCUUUUGACGCCCGUUAUCGAUAUGAACUAACGUCUUUUUUUGUUUGAACAAUUGAUUGUCAGUAUGAAGUUUGUCAUCUAUUUUUUGCAGUUUUAUCCUUCCAAUAUAUUUUCCUAUUGAUAGAAUGUUAUAACAAAUAGUAAUGGUAAUUCUCCUCUAGCGUUAUGGGCUACAAGACAAACGGAAGAUACGAAAAAGGACAAGGAGCUACACGUAAAGACAACCCUAAGAGAAUUGAUAAUCUACAUCGUUUUCUUGGUCGUUUUGUGUGUAGGUAAGGCAAAUAUUGAAUGUAUUUAUAUAUCUAUAUAUAAAGAUAAUUAUACAACAUUCAACCGAGUAAAUUCAACAAAAACUUUAUUCAAAUAAAAAAAGAAGUGAGUGAAAGAGAGACGCAAUCCGACAGAUGGCAGCUGAAAAAAAAUAUUUUUUAGCCUUUCCUAUUACGUUUAAACUUUUAAGAAUUACUAUAAGAAGAGUAGGAAGAAGAAGAAGAAGAAGAAGAAGAUGAUAAUGAUGAUGAUGAUGAUGAAAAGGGGGAAGGGAAGAGAGUGGAUGAUUUGCUAGAAUAUUAAUAUAAAAAGAAUUUUAGUUAAAGCUGUAAAGAAAGAGAAUGAUUUUUUUUAAUUAUUUUAUAUCAUGGCAGUCACGUUUGGUAUGACGAGUCCGACAAUGUAUUACUACACAAAAGUAAUGAGCGAGCUGUUUUUAGACGCUCAAUUUGAAGAAACUCGUAACGCUUUCAGGGGAAUGACAACUGUAAAAGAUUUUUGGCGGGUAGUUAUAUUUUUCUUGAACUUACUAACCACUUUGUCAUUCGGUUUACAGUAACGUUCGGUAUGACCAGUUCGACAAUGUACUAUUAUACGAAAGUAAUGAGCGAACUAUUCCUUGAUUCGAGUUUUGCUGAUACGAAGAACAAUUAUAGGGGAAUGACGACUAUGGCCGAUAUGUGGAGGGUAACUUGGCGCAAUGCUCAUCGCUUACCCAUAAAACAGCUCCUUUUAUGUUUAUUUCCCCUGUCAUUUUGGCGCGCGAUGCAAUUUCUAUAGGAAACAUAACAUUCACUUAAAAAAGAGUUUAUUAGACAACUAAUUAAUCUUUUCUCCGUCAUCCCCCUCCUCUUUGUAUAAAGCGCAUAUUUAUAUGUUUCAUCUUUAACCUAAAUCCUUUAACCCCUUCGCCCUUGUUAGCCUUUUGUUAUUCAUCUUAAGAUGCAUAUACAUUAGUAAUAUUUAUUUUUUUUUGUAUCCAAUAAGUUGAUGUGUAAUUCCUGGAAUUUUUUACUAAAAUUAGUUUGCCGAAGGACCUCUUGUCAGCGGACUCUACUGGGAACAAUGGUAUAACGGUAAAAAUGUCACCAACGAAGAAUUAGGCUAUAUUUUCUACGAGAACAAACUACUAGGAGUACCGAGGAUUAGACAAUUAAAGGUUAAAAACGAUUCCUGUACUGUUCAUGACGAUUUUAGAAAUGAGAUCAAGGCCUGCUAUGACAGCUACGCAAAAAGCAUUGAGGACAAAGAACCCUUCGGCAAGAUGAAUGGAUCAGCAUGGAAAUAUCAUACUGACGAGCAAUUGGACGGAUCGUCCCAUUGGGGUCUUAUCAGUAGAUACGGAGGCGGUGGCUACGUACAAAAUUUAGGAACUACCAAAGUUAAAUCCUAUGAACUUAUUAAAGAACUUAAGGACAAUCUUUGGUUGGAUAGAGGAACAAGAGCAGUUUUUAUAGAUUUUAGCGUCUAUAACGCAAACAUCAACCUAUUUUGCGUUAUAAGAUUACUAAUAGAAUUCCCAGCAACUGGAGGUGCUAUACCUUCCUGGAACUUUAGAACUGUCAAACUUAUCCGUUACGUAACCGUUGGAGAUUACUUUGUCUUGGCAUGCGAAGCUAUUUUCUGCCUGUUCAUUUGUUAUUACAUCGUUGAAGAAGCCUUGGAGAUAAAGAAGCUAAAAUUUUCUUAUUUUAAGAGCUUCUGGAAUAUUCUUGAUAUACUUGUCAUCAUCAUUUCCCUUAUUUGUGUAGCAUUUAACAUUUACAGAACGAUCAAAGUUAAUAAGAUGUUAAAUGAUUUGCUAAAGAAACCGGAAGAAUAUCCUGAUUUUGAAUUCCUUUCCUAUUGGCAAGUUCAAUUCAACAGCGCAAUUGCUAUCACGGUUUUCUUUGCUUGGGUUAAAGUCUUCAAGUACAUUUCAUUUAAUAAAACCAUGACUCAACUCAGCUCCACAUUGGCAAGAUGCGCAAAGGAUUUGGCCGGGUUCGCCGUCAUGUUCUUUAUAGUUUUCUUGGCAUUUGCCCAACUCGGUUAUUUGAUCUUUGGCACACAAGUUAAGGACUUUUCAUCCUUCCCAAGUUCUAUCUUUACUCUAUUUAGAAUUAUUUUGGGUGAUUUCAAUUUCCACGAGUUGGAAGCAGCCAACAGAGUACUCGGUCCAAUCUAUUUCAUCUUGUACGUUUUCUUCGUUUUCUUCGUACUACUCAACAUGUUCUUGGCCAUUAUUAACGAUACAUACUCGGAAGUUAAAGCCGAUAUUUCGAACCAAACUAACGAAUUCGAAAUGGCUGAUUACUUUAAGAAGGGCUACGAUAGAAUGUUGGAGAAAUUAAACAUCAAGAGAGACAAGAUAAUCGAUAUCCAAAAGGCUCUACAAUCGGCUGAUAUUAAUCAGGAUAAACAAUUGGACUUUGAUGAAUGGAGACAAGAUCUAAAGACUAGAGGCUAUGCCGAAGCAGAAAUCGAAGCUGUAUUCGCUAAAUACGAUUUGGACGGCGAUAGAAUCUUGGAUGAAGAGGAACAGAAGAGAAUGCAGGCUGACUUGGAAGGUCAAAAGCAGAAAUUAAACAGCGAUUUAGCAGAUGCUGAAGGUGGCGAAAGACCGCUAUCAUCCAGACCAAAAACUGCCAGACCCGGAAGUAGUAUGGGUUCUGAAACUAGUGAGGAAGAUGAUCUCAGAGGUCAUAGAGGUGGUAGUGGAGGAGUUGUAUCGGGGGUUUCUUUCGAAGAGUUCACAGUACUCGCAAGACGAGUAGACAGAAUGGAGCAUUCUAUUGGUUCUAUUGUAUCUAAAAUAGACGCUGUACUUGUCAAAUUAGAAGCCAUGGAGAGGGCAAAGAGUAAGAGAAGAGAAACAAUGAGCAAAAUUUUAGAUAGUAUAACAGAAAGUGGUAACGACGAGGAGAAAAGAGAACAGAUGGAACGUUUAGUUAGAGAAGAACUUGAAAGAUGGGAUUCUGAUCCAUCCCUGAGUGGAUCAAGUGGAGGCGUUCGCCAAAGACCUGCUUCGAGAGGUGGCGCCGCAAACGUAAGUGAUAAUUGAUAAGGAAUUUACCAAAAGAUAUCAAUAACGCUAACAAUCUUUUAUUAAUUUUCAUUAAUUGCUUACCUUUAUAUUAAACUAUUUUACAAAAAACACAGUAACAAGGUACGUCUCUCCCUCUCCCUCUCUAUCUCUAUUCCUCGUCGUAUCCCCUCCUAAACUCUUCUUCACCCAAUCAUUCAUCUAUCAAGCCCUCCACCCAUCCAUAUUUUCGUUGAUCAAUCAAUCUAUUUAUUCCAUAUUCCUAUUCGAAAACACUGCGGGCAAAGAGCUGACUGUUUUUGACGAUUUGUAAUUUGUGCUCAUUUUUCCGCGUUAUCCUUCCAUUCCACUUUUCUCCUUCCUCUGCUGACUAUAGUCUAUUAAAUUAAAUGUUAUUUUUUAUGUGCUUUCUAUAAAUUACAGUAUUGCAGUAUUAUUAAUCUGUUUCUUUUUUUAUUCUUAUCCUUUAUAGUCGGAAUUAGAUGAACUCAGCUUAACUGAAGAAACUUACGAAAGUUGAAAAGAGAGAAACCACCUUUCUGCUCCUACCUUCUCCUUAUUUUUGUUAUCUGGUCAUUUAUAUUCAAAGAUACUUUUUGUUUUUUAUUGUUUUAUCUAAUUAGAACAGGAAAGAAGAUUUUUUUCAAGUAGUUAUCCUAAAAACCCCAAAACAAACAAGGCGUAUAUCUUUAAUGUUUUCACAUACAAACCAAACAAACUUCAAUUGAAAAGAAGUGCUUGCUAAAGUACAUUAUACACACAUAUGUAUCUCCAUGUAUACAUUUUUAAAUAUAUAUAUUUAUAUAUUCAAAGAUAAACAAGGCCAAUCAAAGUUAUCUGUGAUGUUUUGAAUAAAAAUUUUUAUCUUCUCUUUUCUCUUUUUAUCCUUGUUAUCUUGUAAUUCAGUCUCUACAUAUAUGUAUAUGUAUGUUCCUUUUGUUUCUCUCUCUUCUUGAACGAAUAAAGAUAUAUAAGUAAUACAAUGUUUAAACUCUAGCAUUCAAAAAGCAAAAUGAUUGAACAAGUAAUUCUAGGAAUUUAUUUCUUUGUUUAUUUUUACUUUACAGCAAAAACAAACAACUACAAACGAAAAUAGAUUGUCAAGAAUAUUUAAUCCUUUGUUUUCUCUUACUGUUUUUCCUUUUAGGAGACUGACCGACAUUUUCUAUUGCCUUUAUAAUACACUAUCUUACAAAUGGACGUAACAAAGUAGGCCAAGGGAGGUGGAAAAACGUUGAUUUAUUCCGCCUCUGCUUUCUCUAGAGUUAUAGGUAUAGGAUACAAAAGAAGAAGAAGAGGAAGAAGAGAAAGAAAGAGUCGUACGCGGUGAAAAGUAAAAAAGAAAUAAAAGAGAGAAAAUUGAAAAUAGCCCUUAGUUAUUUUUUUAUAUUCAUACGAAAAUUUUAUAAAUAAAUAAAUAAACAGUUCUAUUUCAAUUAGAAAUGGCCUGUAGCUUUCUUUGUAUAAUAAAUGCACUAAAGAAUCGCCUCUACGAUAAUGUUUUUUUUCCUUUCUUCCAAAGAAUAAGAGGUAUAGCCAUAGAGAGAGAGAGAGAGAGAGAGAGAGAGA